AUGGCUCUCCGGUCUCAUAGCACUACGAAGGUCGCAUAUUAUUAUGAUGGGGAUGUUGGAAACUAUUAUUAUGGUGUAGGGCAUCCUAUGAAACCGCACAGAAUUCGAAUGACCCAUAACCUUAUUCUUAAUUAUGGUCUCUAUCGGCGAAUGCAAAGACCCUAUACUGCUUCAUUUGAAGAAAUGACUCAGUAUCACAGUAAUGAUUACUUAACGUUUUUGAAGAAUAUACGACCGGAAGAUGUAAUUAAUGGCCAUACAUCUAAACUCUGCGAACGGUACAAUGUUGGCGCGGACUGUCCUGUUUUUGAUGGUGUUUAUGAAUUUUGUCAAACUUCUUGCGGUGGUUCACUUGCUGCAGCAAAAAAGCUUAACAGAAAUUUGGCGGAUAUAGCAAUAAACUGGAUGGGUGGUUUACAUCAUGCCAAGAAAAGCGAAGCAUCUGGAUUUUGUUAUACUAAUGAUAUUGUUCUAGCGAUUCUUGAACUCCUGAAGUAUCACCAACGUGUUCUGUACGUAGAUAUCGAUGUCCAUCAUGGUGAUGGAGUGGAAGAGGCAUUCUAUACAACAGACCGAGUAAUGACAUUGUCAUUCCAUAAGUUUGGUAAAUAUUUCCCGGGCAGCGGAGAUGUUAAGGAUAUCGGUUCUGGUAAAGGAAAGCACUAUUCUGUGAAUUUUCCUUUGCUUGACGGUAUUGACGAUGAUACGUUUCAGCGAAUAUUUCAGACAGUUGUGAGUCAGGUUAUGUUGAAGUACCAGCCAUCGGCAAUUGUUUUGCAGUGUGGUGCCGACUCACUAGUUGGCGACAGACUUGGACCUUUCAACCUUUCUAUAAAAGGGCAUGGAAAUUGCGUUGAAUUUAUGAAGAAGUUCAACCUUCCACUUCUUUUGCUUGGUGGAGGUGGUUAUACUAUUUCUAAUGUCGCGCGUUGCUGGGCUUAUGAAACAUCAAUAGCUCUGGAUGUUGAGUUGUCGAAUGAGUUGCCUUACAAUGAUUAUUUUGAGUACUACGCGAGUGACUUUAAACUUCAUAUUACUCCCUCAAAUAUGAACAAUCUAAACUCACCUGGUUAUCUUAAUAAAAUACAAUCGAUGAUUUUCGAGCAUUUGCGUUGCAUACCGCACUCACCUACCGUGACAGACCAAUCAUUCAGUUCAGCAUAUGGUCAAAGGAAUAUGCAAAUUUCAAAUGAGCUUUUUUGGGCACGAGAAUAUGACAACUACGUAGAAGGGGAUAACGAAUUUUAUGAAGACUGUAGCAGUUCGGCUGGUCGAAAUCAACGAAUUUCUAAACGAACUGCAACAAUUUCGUCGGAAGAGUCGAAACGAACUCGAGUUUCAUCACCAGAACUUCAAACAAAUGUAGAAUCUUCUUCAUCUACCAGUUGUCCAAAUUCUUUAUGA
Molecule: messenger RNA, 1404 nt
Organism: Thelazia callipaeda (thelaziosis nematode)
Lineage: Eukaryota; Metazoa; Nematoda; Chromadorea; Rhabditida; Thelaziidae
Source: the annotation of a GenBank genome assembly